Molecule: messenger RNA, 2870 nt
Organism: Meira miltonrushii
Lineage: Eukaryota; Fungi; Basidiomycota; Exobasidiomycetes; Exobasidiales; Brachybasidiaceae
Product: FtsJ-domain-containing protein
Exons: 1
Coding region: 40-2796 (918 amino acids)
Biological process (GO): maturation of 5.8S rRNA from tricistronic rRNA transcript (SSU-rRNA, 5.8S rRNA, LSU-rRNA); maturation of LSU-rRNA from tricistronic rRNA transcript (SSU-rRNA, 5.8S rRNA, LSU-rRNA); rRNA methylation
Cellular component (GO): preribosome, large subunit precursor; nucleolus; nucleus
Molecular function (GO): rRNA (guanine) methyltransferase activity; rRNA (uridine-2'-O-ribose)-methyltransferase activity
Source: RefSeq, a predicted model, not a curated record
CACCAUCUCCCUCUCUCUUCAUCGGUAUAUCUCGCAAAGAUGCCGAAGAAGCACGAGAAAAAGACCGCUAAAGGUCGUUUGGAUAAGUUCUACCACUUGGCCAAACAACAAGGUUUCCGUUCUCGUGCCGCAUUCAAAUUGGUACAAUUGAACAAAAAGUUUGGAUUUUUGGAAUCAGCAAGAUGUGUGAUCGAUUUGUGUGCCGCUCCUGGUGGUUGGCUGCAAGUUGCAAGCAAACAGAUGCCCCCGAAUAGUUUGAUCGUUGGUGUGGAUUUGGUUCCUAUCAAACCUAUCCCUCGCUGUAUCACUUUCGCAGAGGACAUUAACAGUUACAAAUGUCGUGAUCAACUUCGAGCAGAGCUGAAGGAUUGGAAAGCAGAUGCUGUCUUGCACGAUGGUGCACCCAAUGUUGGUACUGCAUGGGUGCAAGAUGCAUAUGCACAAUCCGAAUUGGUAUUGCAAUCUCUCAAAUUGGCUGUAGAAUUCUUGGCUCCCGGAGGUACAUUUGUCACCAAAGUUUUCAGAUCAAAAGAUUACAACAAUCUCUUGUGGGUCUUCAAUCAGCUUUUCAAAAAGGUUGAAGCUACCAAGCCACCAUCAUCACGUAAUGUGUCUGCCGAAAUCUUCGUCGUUUGUCAAGAAUUCAAAGCACCGAAACGUAUCGAUCCAAAGUUCUUGGAUCCAAGACACGUUUUCAAAGAUCUCGAUCCAGUGGCUGACACUGCACUGAUCCAAUCCACAGUAGAUGGCAAAAACUCAGCUCAGUCUAUCAAAAUCGCUAGUAAUGCAGUGGCCAAUGUGUUUGAGCCCGAAAAGAAAAGAAGAAAGCGUGAAGGUUACGAUGAAGGAGAAACAAUCUUAUUCAAAGCGAUAGGCGCAAAAGACUUUAUCGAAUCACAAGACCCUAUAUCAUUGCUUGGUACAUUCAACGAGAUCCAGUUCAAGAGAGAUGAAGACAAGCCAUUUGCUGAUCCCACAAAAACGGAUGACAACAUCAAAGCAUGCUGUUCCGAUUUGAAGGUAUUGGGAAAGAAAGAUUUCCGUAAUCUGCUAAAGUGGCGUAAGAUAUGGCGGGAGGAUAUGGGAAUAGAGGUUCCCGCCAAUCAUCCCUCGAAAGAAGAAGAGGAGGGUAAAGAAAAGGUCGAAGUCACUGAAAUGGACGAAGACGAAGCCAUCGAUCAGGAACUCGAACGUCUACAAUCCGAAAAAGACAAAAGGAGUCGCAAAGAGCGUAGAAGGCGAAAUGAAGCCAGACAAAAGAAAGUUCUCAAGAUGCAAUUGUCAAUGACUACACCUAUGGACAUUGGUAUGGACGUGCAAGAUGAAGCUCUGCAUGGAGGCGAAGAGUUCUUUGAUUUGGUCAAUGGUGGUGCACAUAAACGUGUCGCAGCAGGAGAGGAGGCUGGUUCGAGUGAAAGCGAGCAAAGUGAAGGAGAAGAGUCAGAGGAGGACGACUUGGAAGCUGAAGAAAGAAGGAAGCGCCAACUAGAAGCUGAAAUGGACGGCAUGUACGAAGAGUACCAACACAAGGUUUCUGAGCGUGACGCCAAACACAGAGCGCGAGAAGCAAGAAAGAAGAAUGAGCACAAUGAUGAAUGGUACGGAUUUACAAAAGACAAAGACGAAGAGGAUGAAGGAGAAGAGAGUGAAGAAGGUGGAUAUGAACUGUUCAACAAACGCAAAGAGGUUGAAGAGACAUAUGACACUGAUGACGAAGAAGACGAUGCAGAGGAACGUGAAGAAGAGGAGGAAAGAGAAGAGGCAAGACGUGCUGCUAGAGAAGCAGCUUUAGAUCGCGGUCAAGGUCCAAACUUCGAAGAUCAUGAUGUGCAAAUGGAGGAUGAUGAAGGAGAUGUUGAGAAUUUGGUGCAGAGUCUUGAAAGCGGAAAAGACAAAGAUGCCAGACAGAGCCGAGAAGCAGCAAUCUGGUUUGACAAUCCUCUCUUCAAGGGCAUGCAAGGGCUUGAUGCAGAUGAUGAAGAUGAUGACGAGGAAGAGGAAGACGAAGAGGACGAUGAGGAAGAGGAAGAAGAAUCUGAUGUUAGCGAAGAAGGUGAAGAUGUUGAAAUGUCAGAAGACGAAGCAAGUGGCACAGACAGCCCACCAACAGAUGCUGAAAAUGAGGAUCAAUGGCGCUUCGAGGACGAAGAUCAAGAUGUGAUUAAGCAAAAGAAGAUUCAAGAGAAAGGUUUGACUACUGCCGAAGCAAUCUCUCUUGCAUCUCAGUUGGUCAAUCGAGAAAAGAGCAAGUCUGAUUUGAUCGACGACGGUUUCACAAAACAAAACUUCGUUGACAAGAGCGAUCUCCCUCAAUGGUUCUUGGACGAUGAACAACACCACUACAAACCAAACAUUCCCGUCACAAAAGAAGCUGUUCAAGCUUUGGCUGCUCGUCAACGUGCAUUAGAUGCUCGACCAAUCAAAAAGGUGGCCGAAGCAAAAGCACGCAAAAAGAUGCGUGCUAUGAAACAAUUGGAAAGUGCACGUAAGAAAGCUGAAGGAAUUUCAGACAAUGUUGAUAUUUCUGAACGUGAAAAAGCUGCCAAUAUCGACAAAGUCUUACGUAAAGCUGGUGCCAAACAAAAAGAACGCAAGAUUCAAGUCGUUGUUGCAGGAGGCUCGAACAAAGGUAAAGGUAGACCAAAGGGUGUCAAAGGUCGUUACCGCAUGGUCGACUCUCGCGGAAAGAAGGAACUCCGUGCACAAAAGCGACGUGACAAGGCAGCUGGCAAAAAGACUACCAGCAGUACUUCCCGCAAGCCACGUAUUCCCAACGGUUAUGGUGGACGCAAUUAGGUUUCUCACUACGAUCACAUGUAGAUAUCUUCAUUUGUACAAUAUUAUUCAUGCAUGCUAUAAUACAAGGUAUG